This is a messenger RNA of Salvia miltiorrhiza (redroot sage), 663 nucleotides long. RefSeq lists its product as uncharacterized. The transcript has 2 exons. NCBI's taxonomy places the organism in Eukaryota, Viridiplantae, Streptophyta, Magnoliopsida, Lamiales, Lamiaceae. The record is from RefSeq and is a predicted model, not a curated record. Bases 1 to 663 code for a protein of 220 amino acids.
AUGCUAGAAAAUGGUGGAGCAGCUGACCAGUACGACGAGUACCUACGGAUUGCGAAGUCUACUUCGUUGGAUUGCAUGCGCCGCUUCUGUGCGGUGGUCAUCCAACGCUUCGGCACGGAGUACUUGAGAAGACCAACCCCUGCCGACUGCCAAAGGCUUAUGGCAAUGCACGAGGCGAAACACGGCUUCCCAGGAAUGCUUGGAAGUCUUGAUUGCAUGCACUGGGCGUGGAAGAAUUGUCCAGUGGCAUGGCACGGAGCAUACACUCGAGACGAGAAGAGCAAGAGAUUCAAGAUGAUGCAGGAAGUUGCUCGCAAGGAUAUUGAACUAGCAUUCGGUGUUCUUCAAGCUCGGUGGGCUAUCAUCAAAGGACCAGCGUGUCUUUGGAGCAAGGCGGAGUUGAGCGACAUCAUGUUCACAUGCAUCAUUUUGCACAAUAUGAUCGUCCAAGACGAAGGUGACCAUGCUACGGAAUGGGCAAACGAGGGCAAUGACGAAGCUUCGAGUAGCUCUACCGCAACUCGUCCACGCAGAGGGGCUCCGCCGGAGUUUCGCCAAUAUGUCGCACGCCAAGUAUCCAUGCGAGACACGAAGAUGCAUGCUCACCUCACUUUGGACUUGAAGGAGCACAUUUGGUCUCAAUUUGGUCCGAUUGACCACUAG